AUGGUGGCAGGCGAGUUAGCCGCAGGGCCAAUAGGCAGCCCCUUGCCAGCCUCCCGAAUCUGCCACAGCCGUCGAUCCAAGCUUUUGCCUCUUUGCCGGCAAGCCCUUUGCUUCUUCCUCCUCCCCUUCUCCCCCUUCUUGCUGCUCACCACUUGGAUGGGCCCAAGGUCAGAAGAUAUGCCCCUGCCGCCCAAUCACCGUCUCGCUGACGGAAAUAUCAAGCGUCUCCCGCAAUCCACUUCGAGGCGUACCUCCACCAAGGCAAAAUGGAGAGUCGACAUGGCUCCCCCGAUUGCACGGGCAUGGCAUCCUGUCCGUCAUUGGGCGUGGUAUUCGCUCUUUUUUCUUUUUUUGCCCGUCUUUGCUCUCGCUCUUUUUUUUUUUAUCUUUCUUGUGCUUGAGCUCGAAGCCCUUGGCUUGCUGCUGGUGUCGGUUGCGAUGCAGAUAUGGGAAAACCGUCAUCAGAAGACCCAGAGCCCCAGGGACCAACGCCCUUUUAAUCAGCGAAUAUAUACUCUGAUGCUGUCCCGCUGCCUCCUGAACAUCCCUUCCCCCCGUUUCCUCUUUGAUGGUCGUUGCUUCGUCUGCUCGUCGAUGGUGAACAGCAGCAACACCACAUCCUCCAUAAUCAACAGGAUCACUCUGCCCAUCAUGAUUCUAGCCACGGUCAAAGAGAGCGUGCGUACCAGCUGGGGCAUGUUCAGCGCAGUCGAGCGUCGUAACAUCUUCCUAUACAUUCUAGGUAUCGCCUUCUACAAGUUCGGCCUCGAGGCCUUCAAUGGUUCUAUUCUCGCCCUCGCUACAAACCGGUACGACUACGAUGCCUACUUGAAGCAUAGACCGGCCAAGACCUUCGAGCGAGUUGGGCUUCUCAGCGGCCUCAACCAGGCCUGCCAGUGUGUGGGUUCGAUCAUGAUCGCACCCUUGGUCCGUCGGGCUCCAGCCAGGCUUGUCCUGGUUGUUUCUGUCGUCUUGUUCGGCCUGUUCACCGGUAUCCUAAUGGUCGUGGACGCUGCCACCGGCGGAACUAUCAUGCCACCAGAGUUCCGCGGCGACCAUCCGGCCAUGGAUUUCCACUACUAUGGAGAUUACAACACCGACGGUAUUAUACCCAUCUACUGUGUCACUGGUCUUGUCUACGGGAUGGUCGAGUUGAUCCGCCGUAUCAUCCCUCGCGAUAUCGUGGGAGGAAACAUUCAAAAGCUUCGUCGACUCGAUGCCAUGGUCCACGUCUUCUACGAGACGUCAGGCACAGCUAGCGCAUUCUGCACUGCUCUAGCCCUCAUCCCGACCCUGGGGAACAACUACUCAUUCAUCAUCACCCCCGUGUUCUUCGCCAUGGCCGGUGCCACUUGGUUCUUCAUCAAGGAAGCAGACACCUUCCAGCCUCCUCCUCCACCGCUCAUGGGCAAGCGACCAACCUACAUCAAGGCAGUGUUUGUCUCCUUCUACCUCUUCGGCGAGUCCAUCUGGACCGGAUCCAAGCUUCUUCUCACCAACCGACGGUUCAUCUGGCUUAUCCCUGGUUACUCCAUUGCCUUCUACGGUCAUCGCUAUCUUGAGAACGGCCUUGCUCCCGCGGUCGCCCGUCGUUACCUCGGUCACUCUGCUUGGGCUAACAUCAUUGUUGGUGGCUCUAACCUGGGAGAAUUGCUCGGUGCUCUUUUCGUCUUCCUUUUCACCAACCUCGUCACCACCCCGAUUCCCUGGGUUCGACUCGAUGCCGUCAUGUUGCUUGGAGUUUGGUACCUCUCCUUCUGGACGCCUCCACCAGACCAGGUCGCCUACGCCUGGAUCAUCGGCGCGACUUUCCUCCCCAUCUCCUUCGGCUGGGCUGCUGGAGAUGUCUCUCUUGCAGCCUACAUCCAAGCCGCUCUUGCUCGCCACGAAUCCAAAGCUCAAAACGUUUCCCCCCUCGGUGCCGUCAUGGCUUGCCUUUACACCACCUACAUCGUUACAUACGCUAUCACAUCGCCGCUACUGGGUCAAUACAUCGACUCGGUCUACAUUAGAACUGGUGGCCGUGACGGAGGAGACAUCCACUCUGCAAUUCACAACGUUGCAGGUGUGCAGUACAGCGUAAUGGCUGUCAUAAUAUUCGCCAGUACCUUCAUUCCACAAGGAGCCUGGCGCAUCAACCCCAAGAUGCUGUUCAACCAGAACCUCGACGCCGACCUUGAGGUUACUGAAAUUGGAGAUGGCAUCGACCUGAAGAAGAAGAGCCACGAGCGAGAGACUUCGCUCAGCACAAACCCAAGAGAUAGAGAGUCAUGGUGA
Molecule: messenger RNA, 2277 nt
Organism: Trichophyton verrucosum HKI 0517
Lineage: Eukaryota; Fungi; Ascomycota; Eurotiomycetes; Onygenales; Arthrodermataceae
Exons: 3
Coding region: 1-2277 (758 amino acids)
Source: RefSeq, a predicted model, not a curated record